Messenger RNA from Eublepharis macularius, 3573 nucleotides. RefSeq names its product WD repeat domain 64 (gene WDR64). The coding region runs from base 1 to 3573 and encodes 1190 amino acids. Lineage: Eukaryota; Metazoa; Chordata; Lepidosauria; Squamata; Eublepharidae. The transcript is spliced from 31 exons. Gene Ontology annotation, molecular function: protein binding. The record is from RefSeq and is a predicted model, not a curated record.
AUGUCUAGAAGAAGGAUUCCAGAAGAUGAAGACCGUCCUGACAUUCCUGAUGGAGUUGUUUUUAAAAAUUCCUUGAAGGCAUUUGAAAAGCUUGUUGACAAAAUAGUCAUUCAGAAAAGGGAAGAAAGACUAGGACUGUACACAAAAGAUGCUGAGGAAAUGGAUUAUGAUAAAUUCUAUGCUGCAGUCCAGGCUCUGUUUGGUCCAGAAGUGAAGUCUCAAGAUGUUAAAACCUUUUAUAGGAAGAUCAGCAACAAUCCAGAUGGGCGUACAGAAUGGUGUGAGAUCUUUGGCUAUUUCAUAGUGGAAGGUGAUGCUUUUGCUGACCAACUUGAUGAAGAAAACAUGGUUUUCCUAGUGUCCAAAAGGCAGCGGAUUGUAAAAGCAGGAGUGAAGAGACGUGAUGUGAUAAAGUGCCUGGUAAAGGUAUCACAGCUGGAUUUUUUGGUAACAGCAUCUCAGAAAGGAACACUAACUAUUUUUACCAGCCAGAUGAGGGUCAUGACAACCACCAGCAUUCCAGACAGUCCAUGGAUCAAUGGAUGUGAUUACCUGAGUCAGCUCAAGCGUGUUGUGGCUGUGACUGAAAGGACUAUCAUUGUCUGGGAUUACAAAUCACAAGGGAGUGCUGUGGAUACUUGUUUUAUCAUCAAACCCAUGGAACACUGUCUACUCUGCAUUUGUGCAGUUUACCAUCCAACAGAACAGCUUGUGAAAGAUGAUAUCUUAAUGGGAGAUGAUGGAGGAUAUGUAAAUUUGUUCACCUUGACAAGUGAUGACUUUGGGCUAAAACAAUCCAAGUCUAAAAAGAAAAAGCAUAUCCAGGUUUUAGACUCUAAGAAAUUCAAGCAUAUUAAACGCAAGCUGCAUGAUGACUGGGUUGUAAAAGUUAAGUACAUUCCAGCCUUGAAUUGUUUUGGGUCCUGCUCUUUGGACAGUGUUCAUUCAUUUGUGCUGGAUGACCUGAAAAGACUGGAGGACAACUUACCUGUCAGGGAUUUUUCAGUACCAAGAGGAGUCAAUGCUUUCACAUACUGUGUGAAAGCCAAUAUCGUUGUUACUGGGGGAGAGGACAAAGUCCUUCGUUUGUGGCAUCCAAACAUCAACACCAAGCCAGUGGGGAAACUGAUGGGGCAUUUAUUUAGUAUCAUGGAGAUUGUCACCAAUGAAAAAGAUCAACACAUUAUUAGCCUUUCCACUGGGAAGGUUUUCCGCGUAUGGGAUAUCCAUACACUUUCACUGAUGCAAAUCUUCCAUGAUACCCAAGCAGGACCCAGAGAUUCACAUAUCUUUGCUAUGAUAUUUGACAAUAAUCAUGGCACACUUAUUACAGGAUCAGCUGUUAUUGAUAUUUAUCCUUUAACACGGAUGAUUCAAGACACAAAGCAGGUCCCCCAGACUCAUGAAAGGAACAUCAAUGUGCUGUUAUACAAUAGGGCCUUUCACCAAGUUCUUACAAUCUGUGCUGAGUCUAUUGUAAAAAUCUGGGAACUGGAAUCCGGGCAACUAAUAUACCAGAUUGAGGAUGGCCAUGGGCCUAGCGUUGAGUUGACAUGUGCAGCAAUUGAUAAAAAUGGAUUUCAUCUUGUCACUGGAGCAUGCGAUGGGACUGUGAGAACAUGGGACUUUGGCAGUGGACAACUUCUUAAAACAUUGCCUGUACCCAAGGAAAACAGUGAUAAUGAACACUGGCUGAUCCAGAUGGUUUACCUGAAGGCUAGUGAGAGCAGACAUGUGAUCUUGGUCUUGGAGUACAGUGGGACAAUCAAAAUUGUUCAGGGUAAUGAAGGUGAACUUUUUCUGUGUGUUACAUGGAGUCUUCCUGAAGCUGUAUCAAUGGCACUACAAGGCAAUACACUGAUGUCCCUAAAAUUGAGCCCCGUUGCCAGGAAAGCAAAUGGAUUUUUUCCAGAUGUUCAGCUAUUGCCUGAGAGGGAUCCUGUGGAAGCAGAUAUGGAGGUGCCAUGUGGAUCAAAAGUGAAGUGCUUUGAUGUGCUAAGAGUCGAAGGCUAUAAUCUGUUAGCAACGGCAAGUGCAAAUAGUGCUAUCAUCAUGUGGGAUUUUGAAUCUGCCACAGCCAGGCACAUAUUCAAAGCUGGUCACACUGUUCAAACAGAUGGACCUGACAUUCUUGGAAUCAACAUGUUACUGUUCCUCUGUCGAAAUGCUCUGUCUGUGAGGCAACCGAGUCAGUCCUCCACCUACAGUUCAGAGCCUCAGAGCGAUGAAACUCCUACACAGGAUACAGAAGGCGGCGGCAGCUCCUUAAGCAUAAAGAGGGUGAAAAUGGCGCUGACCACACGGCUGGACCAGUGCAGGAUGGACACUCCUCCUCCUCCAGGUAAUCCCGCCUCCACUGCGUCUUGCACCUGGUGCCAACCCAGCUUGCUGGAAGGUGUUAGAGAUGAGCCCUCCAUUGCAGCAAAUACUCCAGAAGGCCAAGAAGAAGCAAAACUAUCAGAUUCAUCUAACUUGGAGAACAAAGGAUUACUCAAUGCAUUAGAAGUUAAAGGAGGACAUAAAUACAUACCUAUCCUUGCCUCUGCUCAUGAAGAUGGCUGUAUUUAUCUAUGGACUAUAGAGGGGGAUCUACUCCGAGAAAUUUUACCUUUCACAAAACAUCCUCCAAUUCCUUUGACAGCUCUGUGUACUGACGAAUCUGCUAUAAUGCUUUUUGCAGCUAACAAAGAGGGGCUUGUCAUACGAUGGAAUAUUGGUUCAUUCUUAGAAGAUCCACUGGAUACCAACAAGCAUGUAAAGCAACAACUUUGCUGGCGAGCUCAUUCCAGCAAAAUAGUCAGCCUGUUCUAUGAUGAAGAAAGGGACUUAGUAGUCACUGCCUCUACUGAUGGCUCUGUCAGGCUAUGGCAUGGACAUAGUGGACACUACAUUGGUUAUUUUGGUCAGCGGCGAUUGUUUGAACUCUCUGAAUCCACUGAUAUAAUUUUGCCAUGUGACGUAAAUGACUUUCCCUUCACAAUAAAAGAUGACAGCAAGUAUAUGGACAAAAAGCAGAAGUUUGAAUAUCCGCUAGUGCUUGACCGGGAAAAGUGGAAGACAUUGACUAGAAGCUCUUUAUCUUUCAAAAGGCCUGGACUUCUGGCAGUGGAACAGGAUUUCAAGUUUUUCAAAGCUCUGGCUUCUCCUAAGAUUCACAAAUGCCCCCUGGAAAGCUUCAAAUCUGGAAACAAAGAUAGUGGUAUUGUGUUUGGGUCAAUACCUAUAUACAGGCUACUGGCAGAGAGAGGCAAGGAAAUCUCUCAAGAGGACAAGGUGUACAUUAUACUAUGUUCACUGUCGGAGAAAUACGACCUCCUCGUCUCUGUGUUAGAAAAUUUAGAGCCGGCAGCACUUACUCUCGAUUAUUUGUCUGGGAGGCUCUUACAAGAAGAAGAUAAGAUGCUGCAUCAACGAGAGUUGGCAGUCUGCCAUUCCGGUAAUGGUGCCAGAAAGUCCGGGAAUGGUGCCAGCUACUCCGGGAACCGAGCCAGUCAGUCCAGAUCAUAUAAAAAGGUUUUGCACUCGGAAGACAGAAAGAGCCACCGACGCUCUCAAGGAAGGAGGCAAGCCUAA